UACGCACAGCUUACAACAACAGAGCAUAGCAGAUGCACCUCCUGUGCCUGACAAAAACACCGCUCCCAGUACAAAUAACAAUCUUCCCCCAACCAAGAAAAGUCGUCCUCCCCGUCCCAUGUGCAAAAAUGAUGUGAUAGAGUGGUUCAAGAAUGUUGAAAGGAUUAAAGGUUCGGGCAUUGAUCCUUUAACAGGGAAAACAGCAGAGUGGUUUCAUGGUGUAAUAUCAAGGCAGGAUGCGGAGGACUUGCUAAGAGGACAAAAAGUUGGAACCUACCUAGUACGAGUCAGUGAAAAAGUCUGGGGCUACACUAUUUCAUACAAAGCAAUUGAGAGAUGUAAACAUUUCCUUAUAGACACUUUGAAUGAUGGGACAUACCAGUUUUUUGGCAGCAAUCAAUUAGUUCAUAAAAAUUUAGCAGAUAUGAUAGAGUUCCAUAAGACAAAACCUAUAUCUGGCAUAGGAAAAGAGCUGUUACUCCAUCCAUGCAAACAGAAAAGUGAUCCCCCAGACUAUGCAGAGCUGUUUCAAGAAGAGGACAGGAUAACAACUUUCUUAUGAAAACAGUUAUCAAAUGAUUUUCAUACUUAUACAUACAUAACUGUACACUCUGUUGUUGAAGUGUUGCUCACAUUUAGUCUGAUACUCAAACUAGAAAAUUGCUUAUGAAGUUUGGCUGGAAAGAAAUUUUAAACAGAUUUUGACAAACUCAGAAUAAGAAUAGACCCUUCAGAUUUGUGGAAAAUAUGGAAAUAUGCCAUUAAAAACGCAUUUGAUCAGUUGAUUGCAGGGUAGAAGGACAUUAUUUUGGAGUUUUUUCUAACAUUUUACUGGUUCCUUGAAAUUAUAAAAAAACAUGGUCAUUGGAAUACCUUCCUUUGGUAAAAUUCAAAAUGUCAUUAAUUCUGAAUGUUUAAGUUUUGUAAAGGGCGAAGUUUACAUUUUGCUAGAGUUAGUAUUGAGAAGUCUUAUUUAAUGUACUGUAUAUAUUUUAUAUAGUGUCUAUUCAUGUCCUAUUUCAAAUAUAUGCCUUGGAAGUUUUCAUAUUACUGAAGUAUAAUGAGUGAUGAGUAUUACUCAUUGACCACACUUUCUGUAGAAAUCUUCAAAAUGUCUCUUUAAACCCUCUGGGUUUAGAUCUGUAUUUAAUGUAAAGUAAACAGCUGAUAAUUACAACUGCUUAAUUUAUUAAUCAUAUAAUAUGUUUGACAUUAGAACAUGUAUCAAAAGAUUUCUCAUUGCGUACAAAAGUUAGGUCUAAGUACUUAUUGAUAUUUCUAAUUCAAGUUCUGUAGUGUACUGUUUUACUUAUUUUACAUGACUAUUGGAGUAUGUUAGGCAUGCUUAUUUAACUAAUAGACAUGUGGAAGUUUUUUCCUGUCCAUUAUUGAUAGUAAUUUAAAGAAAGGUCAGGUGAAUCUGAAAUCUUCUAUAAGUUCAAAACCUUACACUUGUUGACAGGUAAUUUCAGAUUGGAUGCCUACCAGGUAAUAUUGUAUUUCUUUUUGUAAUUUUGCAAGAUUUUCAGUUAUAGCAGUUAUUUGUGGUUAGAUAUGUAGUAAUUUAAAUCAUUCAUAUUAGUAAGAUUUGUCACACAGGCAUUCAGGAAUGAGUUAUAUAUGUUUAAGGUUAUUCAUGUUCAGUUUGAUAUAAUUUGCCUUAGCUGAUUUUGUAAACAAUUUCCAUGACAACCACCCUGGUUUCUUAUCAGAUUGAUGGGCUACUUGCCUUCAGAGUUACUAGCCUUUAUGUGCAUUGACAAAAUGAAGUGCAUUGGGGCAUAUUGAUAUGUACAAAGAAAUAACUGUGCAAUUGAAAUACCCAUGUUUAAAUGAGGUAUUUUCUAAUCAAAGUAAUCAAAAGGGCAGUGGAUGUCUGCUUUCAGAAACCAACUGAUGGCAAAUAAAAUGAUCUGAUGAUGAAGCAAUUUAGCAAUAUUAUGUUGCAAUUUACUUCAUAUAGAGUACAACUUGUUAUAUUGGCAGUUACUGUGCAGGCCUUACAAGGACAAUACCAAGUGCUUUAAGGUCCUGUAUCAGGUUUUCACCCCCUUCCCCAGUUAUUUCCAGUAGAUAACUUUUGUUUAUUUGUAAUGAAACAAUUUUUUUGUUUUUGAAGUUCAAAAGAUUUUAAGUCUACCAUCAGGGAUUUUUCUUAAAUUGCUUUUCUCCUGAAGUGGCAAUUAUGUUGUGCUUGUGUAAAUAAUCGAAGUUAUAUUUGUAAUAAACUUUUUUUAUGAUAUAAAAAGUUUAAGAAAUAGCAUCUUCAAGUGAGAUAAGUGUAGAAGGAUGUCAUACGUAUCUGUAUAUUUUGCUGCUGCUGUAUAUUUUAAGAUGCUUGAAAUGAUAUUUUGCAAGGGAGUUUCUACCGUCAUUCAUAUGUCUGUGAAACAACACACAAUCCCAACAGUUCAGUGUAAGAAAAAUGCUCAGCAUUUAAAGAUCAUGGUUAUUUGUACAUGCUGUAUAAUUGAGUCUAUGAGUCUGCUUUCAGGUUAUCGAACAUUUGUAAUAUAGGUAUUAAAAGAAAUAGACCAGAGUUAAAACUAAUAAUUGUUAAUAGUACAAAAUUCCUUUUUUGUGUAAUUACAAGUUCUGUAGUCUUAAGACUUAGACCCCAUUCCCACAUAUUUUAGAUUGAUCUAUCCCUGUGUGGAGUCUCACUAGAUUACUGUCAGCUUAG
Lingula anatina is the source of this 2683-nucleotide messenger RNA. RefSeq names its product SH2 domain-containing protein 4B. Lineage: Eukaryota; Metazoa; Brachiopoda; Lingulata; Lingulida; Lingulidae. Gene Ontology annotation, cellular component: cytoplasm. The record is from RefSeq and is a predicted model, not a curated record.